Synchiropus splendidus (mandarinfish) is the source of this 2776-nucleotide messenger RNA. RefSeq names its product glutamine amidotransferase class 1 domain containing 1 (gene gatd1). The record is from RefSeq and is a predicted model, not a curated record. Lineage: Eukaryota; Metazoa; Chordata; Actinopteri; Syngnathiformes; Callionymidae. The transcript is spliced from 7 exons. The coding region runs from base 148 to 789 and encodes 213 amino acids.
UUAGAGGACUAUUAUUCUGAAAAACACAAACCGGAUGUUGUUAUCAGCUGACCACGCUUCCGCCUUCCCCUUUCCUGUCUGCAAACGCUUUUGAUGACUUCAAAUUUGUCCAAAAUAUUGUCGUAGGUUCUUUACAAACUCAUUAAAAUGUGCGCAAAACCAACUUGUUUGGUCGUGACGAGUGCGGCUCCCCAGGGAGUCUCGGCUAAAUCUCUUCAGCAGUGCUUCAGUCUCUGCUCUUCAGUAUUCAACAUCCAGACAGCCACACCAGGGGGGAAACCGGUCGACUUUGCUGAAGUGGACGAGAGCACAGCCAGAUGGGCGCAGGACUUCAACGUAAAACCGUACACAACUCCAGCCAAACUCGAGUCAAUAGACGGUGCUCGAUAUCAAGCUCUGCUCAUCCCAGACUGCCCUGGAGCACCGAACGACCUGGCGCACAGCGGCUCGCUGCAUCGCAUCCUCACUCAUUUCAUCACUCAGCAAAAGCCAGUUUGCGCAGUUGGACAAGGUGUGUCUGCGUUGUGUUGCACGACUGAUGGACAGCAGUGGAUCUUCAGAGGCUACAGUUUAACUGGGCCUUCGGUGUUCGAGCUUGUGCGACGACCAGACUUUGCAAAUCUGCCACUCAUCGUAGAAGACUUUGUCAAGGACAGCGGCGGCUCUUAUUCUGCGAGUCAGGAGGACGCGGUCCACGUGGUGAUCGACAGGCAUCUGGUGACGGCCCAGAAUGAGCAGUCGACCUCCUUGGCUGUCAACAACCUGAUUCUACUGUGCAACGGGAAGUGAUGACUCAGCUUUUAUAGAGGAGAGCAGGUGUGAAAACGCUGGACACUUAUCACUUUAAUCAGAUGAAGGAUGAAAAAAAGUCAUGCAUCCUGAUAAAAAAAAAAACAAAAAAAAAACAGCAAUGUUUGGGCGAUGACCUUUCACCUUUGUUUCACUGUCACAAGCUUCAAGUAAAUCAGUAAUUCCAUGUUGACAAACACUGUCAACCUUUUUUUUUUUUUUUUUUUUUAAACAUCCAAACAGGAAGUAGAACUUUUAAUACCUUGUUUGACAUGGAUUCAGUUCAGUAAAAACCAAACAGAUUUCAGAGUCCAUGAGACUGACUUUUCAUGUCCGGUCUCAUAGGAGAUCAUAGAAGUAGUCCAGUCCCUGUCCCAACUCCCAUAACGAAAGUCCGGUCCCCAGUUCUCUGGCUAGUGAGAUCCUCAUGUGCAGCGACUGCAAAAUAGAAUUAUAAAAAAAAGAAAAACUGUUUUGUUAUCAUCCUGUGUGACAGUCACUUCUCAUAGUAACAUUUCCAAACGUAGGAGGAGGAAACAUCUGACACGACCCAAUCUGCGACACUUUAUCUUGUUGAUGUUUGGGAGAAUUCAAGGCCGCUCAAGUCCCACUCUGGUGCCGUUCUUUUGUCGUCACCAGUGUGUUCGAGACGUUUCGACUUCACAGAGUUGAAGUUUAACAUUGUCAAACCGGUCCCCAAAGGGCCACAGUGGGUGCAGGUUUUUGUUCCAGCCAGUCACCUGUCAGGUGUAUGUCUCGGCUGACACCUUAUUGGUUAAAAUGUGUGCGCUUGUUUGGUUGGAACAAAGACCCACUGCGGAUCCUUUGUGGAUCAGUGCAAACCUGUUGGUCAGCUACAAGUCAGAACGCUUGAUACUUCCACCUGAACACACUUUAAUCCAAACACUAAAUAGACCAUUGUGUCUCUCACCUUCAGCGAUGGAUAAUAGAUGACGUGUUUGACUCCGUUGCUUCUGAAACAGAGGAGCAAACGCACACCGAUGCGUUAUCUACGACGACAGGACAGGGUUCAGAUUCCAGCUUUACCUCUUGUAAGUGAAGUAGUGUUCAGCUGAAUAUUCGUCCCACAGUAGUUUGGGUCUGUUUUCUUUCAAAAUCUCAAUGUAUCUGAAGUGUUGAAAGAAGACACGGGUGAGCUACAGACGGGUGGAGGAGCUGGGGAUGCGUCUCACCUGCCCCCAAGAACAGGAUCUGCUUUCUGACUGGCAAAGUCCAGACCGUACAGAUUGAGCCCCAGCAGGAUCUUCUGCCUCCAUUCAGAGGUGGGAGCGAGCUGAAGGACACAUUCUCGGAUCCAGGGCAGGGGCGAGCUCGGUCCCGGUCUACUCAACACACCCACACCUCUCGUGAGACGGCGGAUUCCUGAAUGAAUCGAUUCAUUUCUUCCCACCUGGAGCUGCUGGAGUAGUCGUAGGUCAUGAGGCUGAAUCCGUCCACCACCGGGGCCAGCUGCAGGAACUCUUCCUGGCCGAACAUCCCUGGCUGCCUGGUGCUGCAGGAGCAGAGUUGCUCACUCAUUCUCCACUGAGCUGCUGACUACACUGCUGCUCACCUGGUCACAGCUGGGGGAAUCACCAGAAUGCACUCCAGCUUUUGGGCCUUCAACAUCUCACAGAUGUGCUUCACCAGAUGCACCAGCUCCCUGGACAGCAACACCAAAUGGUUAAUACAUCCACCACAGGAGUGAUGAAAAGAACUCACUUCCUCUUGUGUCCUCCCAGCUGACUCCACAUCUCCAAUGUGAACCCAUCAAAUCCUUCGAUCUGCAGGGGGAGAGACAGGUGAAGCCAUGUUGACUCAUUUACUUGUUGGUCAUAUGUUGUGAUAAGGUGUGAAGAUCAAACAACUGGACAUGAAUGUUUCUCUUGACUAUUCCAUUCCAUUAUUUCGGGUGCUGAAGGCCGAGCUAAAUGAACACUAUAUUCAAAAAACACAAUAAAUAUGAAACUGAAAUUGUACUUUUUUU